Fundulus heteroclitus (mummichog) is the source of this 2123-nucleotide messenger RNA. RefSeq names its product retrotransposon-derived protein PEG10. The transcript is spliced from 3 exons. NCBI's taxonomy places the organism in Eukaryota, Metazoa, Chordata, Actinopteri, Cyprinodontiformes, Fundulidae. Bases 579 to 1583 code for a protein of 334 amino acids. Gene Ontology annotation, molecular function: nucleic acid binding; zinc ion binding. The record is from RefSeq and is a predicted model, not a curated record.
UUGUCAGGACUCAGCUGGCAGGGCCAUGCAGCCUGUUGCCAUCUUUGCUUCGUCCACAGGUGUUCGCGGUUGGCUGGUGGGCGGAGUAGGCGCACCUGCAGCUCGUCAGCAGCACCGGAGCUGCACUAUAAGAUCUGCACUCGGACAGCGGGUGGAUGCCUGAGUGUUACCGUUGUGGUACCUCCUCGUGCUCCUUCGUCCUCCUUCGAGCUCCUCAGUCCUACUCGUGCUGCCUCUUGGGAUUUCCCCGUUCAUCUUGAGUGGAGCCUUGCUUCUCGGACGAGACGCACUCCCGACGACUCCCAGGUUCCAUCCGCUGUCCUGAAUCCUCCGGUGCUGCUCGGACCUCUCGCCCCGCUCUCAGCCGCCCGGACACCUACGACCAACAUUCAGCUGAGUCCACACUGCCGUCCUCCCCGGUCGGGUUUCUUGCACCUCGUGAUCGACCUGGUCCCCGCCGCCCGAGUUCCUGCCCGAGUAUCUUCCUGCCCGCAGAUUAGCUUCGCCGACUAGCAUUCUCGCCUGUGUAAACAAUAAACCUUUUAAAACUUACCUGUCGUUACCGAGUGUGUUUCUGCAUGUGGGCCCGACAUCUCAAGGCAAACAUGACAGAAGAACACUCAGGCCAAAGCGACUCAGCAGGCACACUCGGUGGGGCGCUAGCGGUCCAGCAAGACCAGAUCCGUGGGUUAGAAUCCACUGUCGUAGGUCUGCAAGGCCAGAUACAGAGUUUAGCCGGCCAAAUUAACCAACUCACGGCCAUGCUAAAUGCUAGCCAGCAGGCAGCCGCUCCAGCCCCUCCUACUCCCGCUCCCGAGCCAGUCGUGUUUCCGGUGACGUCACCGCCCGAUCCCCAAGCCUCCUCCCCUGCUCCGGAGAAAUUCUCCGGAGACAGUGGUGACUGCGGAGGAUUUUUGUUCCAAUGUGCCCUAGUUUUUAACCGUUCCCCUCGCUUGUUUGACCAGGAUGACGUGAAGAUUUCUUUUAUUUUACGGCUGCUUACCGGCCGAGCCCUUAAGUGGGCAGAGACCCGAUUCCCUAAUUGCCAGCAGUUUGGUUGCUCUUUUAACGAGUUUAUUUCCGAGUUUAAGACAGUUUUUGCAGCUGAAGUUGAUGAGGUUCAGGACUCUCGGCGACUUUUAGCCCUCCGACAGCGGGGCAGGCGCGUCGCCGACUUCGCUAUUGAGUUUCGCACGGUGGCCGCUGCGGCAGGAUGGGAGCAGCGCGCGCUAAAAACCGUGUUUUUUCAAGCACUAGAUGAGUCCCUCAAGGACGAGUUGAUGCGUCAGCAGGAACCUGCCACUCUUAAUGAGUUUAUCGCUUUGGCUAUCCGAAUUGAUAACCGUCUCCGGGUUCGGUCCAGGAACCGACCCGUGGGUCCGCUCGCUUCCCGGCCGCCUCCUCCCGAGCGAAGCUUUCCUAGACCGGUCGAGUCACCGCUUCCCCCUCCGGAGCCCAUGCAGUUGGGCCGGGUUCGGUUAACCCCUGACGAAAGGGAGAAGCGGAUGACUUCCAAGCUGUGUUUGUAUUGUGCCUCUGCCGCUCAUUUUAUUAAGAACUGCCCAGAGCGGCCAAAAGAGUAGGUCCGCCGGUCAUUCCGGAGGGACCGGCGGACCAGUCCAAGCAAACACUAACUUCUCCUCCGCGACUUUGUUUAAGGGCUGCGAUUGUCUCUUUCCGAGACACUUUUUCGUUUUCCGCUCUGGUUGAUUCAGGGUGCGAUUUUAAUUUAAUUGAUCAAGCUUUUGUUCAACGGGCUGGUUUUGAGACCGUCCCACUUACCUCUCCACUCCAAGUUUCAGCACUAGAUGGUGGAGUUCUGCCCAAGAUUACCCAUAGAACCACGCCGUUAGAGUUGGUCGUUUCUGGGAACCAUAGAGAACGGCUGGUCUUUUUUGUGUUCCCUGUUAAGCACGCGCCCUUGGUUUUAGGUUUCCCCUGGUUACAGCAGCAUAACCCACAUCUAAAUUGGGCAGAGCGGCGAGUUGAGACCUGGUCGUCCAACUGUCACGCCGUCUGCUUACAGUCUGCGGUGCCUUCGUGUCAGACUCCCGCGAAACCACUUAGUCAGGUAGAUCCUGAGCUCUUAAAGUUGGUACCCGAGUGUUACUAUGACUUAAGGC